AGUAUUGGCAUAUUGGCUGUCCAAACACGCGUAUCGUUUCAGUGUAACCGAUAAAUUUACGUUUCUCUUUUAUUUAUAAACAUUCGCAAGAUACAAUGACACGAAACAAGGUUGUUAAAUUUGCAUAUGUUUUAUGUUUAUCUAUUUUGGUUAUACAUAGUCCUUAUGUAUUCAAGCAAUUUGAAAUUCGAAAACUCUUCCAGAAAAGUAUUGAACAUGUUACAAACGACAAAUUUAAUAUUCCGAGUCUGUGGAAUAUGAAACAGAAAAAGAAACGUGGAGAAAUAUUAAACGAGGCAUUUGGAACGGUACACCCGAGGGUUAUUUUACAAUACGGCCAACCACGAACCGCAUCUACGCUGCAAUUUCAAAUUUUAUGCAUGCUUGUAUCCGUUCUCCAUGAACAUGAGAAAAACACUGUUGGAUGCUAUUACGAUCCUAAAUUUGAUAAAGGCUAUUUAAAGCGAUAUAGCGUUAUUAAAACGCAUAAAUUAGACAAAUAUCUUAGCAUCAUACCAUCCGAUUCCUGGAUAUUUAUAACUUCAAAGCGGGAUCAACACAAGAACGACGAAAAGAAGAUAAAACAUCUCAAUCUAACGGUUCGUUUUAUUGCCGAUAUAUCUUUGGCGCUAAAUCUCGGUCAUUUGAUUGUUUAUAAAUAUCAGACGAUAUUCAGGACAUCAGACGAACAAACAGAGCAUGUUGCUGAAUACUUGAGAUACUGGGAAAUACUUAGGAUGUGCUGCGGACGUCAAAUGUCAAAGAAAUGGCGAAUAUAUCUUUGGAAUAAAUCACAUGAUGCCUACGAACAGUCCACAUGUAAAGAGUAUAACAUAAGUGAAAUUGAAAAUCUUGUUAUGAAAACAUACAUAUUCAAAACAUUUACAAAUGUAGAAUCAACCCAUGAUGUUAUCGGAAAGCCUUCACAGGUAGACGGUGAUUUAAACGGGAACUAUUGUCAACGUUGUAAUGAAAAUAUUUCAAAAAGAAGAACGGUCUUUAAUAAGCCAUGUGUAUAAGCACGAAGCAAGUAAAAUUGCGCGGAUAUUAAACAAUAAAAACAUGAAACAGAAACUGAAUAAGUUGAUUAAACGCCUAUUUCUAUACAGUGAUAUAUUCAAUGGUGUUGUACAUAAUAAUAACAAUAACAGUAAUAAAAAAGACAAUAUUAAUUGUAUCUAUCAUAAUAGCCUUAUUUAAACAAAAAGCCAUGACCAAACCCUUCCCCCUGAGGUUAUUUUACCCUUAUUGCAAAAAUCAGUGCUUAAAGCCUUAAGUAGUACGCCCAGACGGGCUGUAAAUAAAGGUCCAAACCCCUUUGUUAAUGGUGCCACCACAGAUUGUUUGAUUAAAAGGAAUACUAAACAGUACCCUUCCCAUAGAGGCUGUACCAACAAUAACUUGGAAUUAAAAAAAAAAUGUAAAACAAUGACACGAAGACUCUGAAAUACAGUGUCUUAAGACUUUCUGUGAAUGUGUCAAGUGGUUUACUGUUGCGUAGUUCUAACGGUAGUUUAUUCCACAGUUUUGGACUAGUAGUACAUAAUUUUCUAUCACUGAAUGUUUAGCACUUGUUGUAUGGAACAACAUAACGGCAUUUGAAAUUCUCUGACGAUCUCCAACCUUGUCUACUAGCAGUAUACUGUGUAAGCAUUUCUAUUUAAUAGAUUGGUGCUAGCUAUACAUAAAAGAAAGUAGCUUGGAUUUAAUCCUUGAUUUCACUGCUUUCACUGGCAACCUAUGUGGGACAUACAAUGCUUGUUUAGAAAUUAGUUAAAUUUUCUCAUGUUAAGGAAAAGUUUUGCGCACAUUUUUUGAAUACGUUGCAUCUUACAUACCUCAUCGUUAACUAUACCAUACAGUACGACAUUGCAGUAAUCCAGAUGUGAAUUACCCAGGAAGUUAUAAUUUAAGUGACUUCUUUUGUUAGUUACUUUUGAAUCUUCUUUAUUCGUAGUUAAUUCAAAAUAGCUGUAGGACAUUUGCGAUUUACAUGAUCGUUAAUUUUCAAGGUUUCGUCAAGAAAUGCACUAAGAUCAUCACAAGCAAGUUUAAUCAAAUUCGUUAAACAUUUGUUCAAAUGAGGUCUGAGUAGUUAGGGAAUUAAGAUUAUAAGCACUAUUUGACCUAAUUUUGGCCCUAAACUUUGACCUAAAGUGACCAAUCUGACCAGUUCCAACAAAACUCCGUUUUGAUGGACGUAAGUCCCUGGGACCAAGGUUUACACAAUGUAAAACCCAGUGAAGAAAGCAUAUAUUUUAUAUAAAAUAUAUUUUAUUAAAAACCCGGAAGGAAACUUUAGUUCUGAGUAUUUGAAUUUGUUUUUUGUACUUUCUUAACAAUUAAAUUACCAACGCAGGUUUGUUAACGUCAUUACGAGCGUCCACAGCGGGUUUUUUUUUUAAACUUUUAAUUGUUUCUGUAAUUUUAUCAGCAGCUAAGUUUCCGACUUCCGUUCCAAUCUUUUUUGUUCCACUUUCACGCGCGGAUUUUCCUACAGUUUCCAGGGCUUUUUUCCAGCACUACCAAUUGAAGAUGCAACAUAAGAUGAAAACAAUUUUGUAAAAGUGUCAAAGAUACCUGAACCAUUUUGAGCGUAAAGCUCAUAAGGAACUGACAUUACUGACCAAAGAUCAACAUAAAUAAAUAUUCCUUUAUUUUUACCAUAAUCUUUUUUUGUACAAUAUAUAUUUAUAUUUCUUUUAAAAUUAGUGUAAAACUUUAUUUAACUCCAUUAAAAUUAAUUAUUCUACCACAUACAUGUGUAAUAUAUAUUCUAAUUGAAUUGAUAACAUUUUUAUUAAUUUCAGAAUAUCCGACUCUGUUUGGCUCAUUUGUAAAUGGAUCAGUUCUUGUUAAAUCUGCAGUACUUAAAGCACAGAUAAUAUCACUAAAAUUACCAUCAACAAGUGAAUUAUCAAUAGGAUCACAAUGAAUGUAAAUUGUAUCCACAAAGUUAGUUAUAUUUGGUGUCGUAGUUCCCCAUUUGGUAUUUCUCAAAGCUUUUUUCUCAAAUCCAAGCAAUGUAUGAAAAUUUGACAUUCUCAAAUCCAACAUAAAAUUAUCAUAAAUUGAAAUUAGGAUUUUAAAACUACUUCGAUCAAAUUCUAAACUUAUUGGGGCAAUGUUUGAUUUAUCAAAUUCAAAAUCACCAUUACUUAUUAGUGUUUCCCAUAUAUAAUUGUUUAUGUCCGUAUAACUGUAAGAACCAUUUGUAAAUAUGAUAUCUUUCCAAUCUUUACCAUUAUUAUAAUGAAUUCUUUUAUUAUCAUAUUCGUCACUAAUAUUAUGCCAAGAGUAAGUCAUAGUGUUAAUACUAUCCAAACCAGCAGCAUAAGUUUGUUUUUUUUUAUCUAAAAUUAAAGAAAGAAUGAAUCUGAAUGUAAAAUCGCUUGGAGUAUUUUUUAUUAUCGUUUUAAACAGCUUCAGAACUUAACACUAUUUUUUUGUUCCAUUUAUAUUCAAGAAAAAUAUUUUUUAUAUAACAUUUCAUGUUCUUUUGGUAACAAUUCAUUCAUUUUAAAUAGUUCAUCAAUUAUGCUAAUACCUUCAUUUUUUAGUUUUUCAUUAUUAUUUCCAGCAUCAAUUGAACCACAAAUAAGUUCUAAGUUACUAACCAGUUCUUCCGGAUAACAUGGAUAAACGUAAUAACCUUGACCCCUAAUUACUUUUUUAAA
Molecule: messenger RNA, 3677 nt
Organism: Mercenaria mercenaria
Lineage: Eukaryota; Metazoa; Mollusca; Bivalvia; Venerida; Veneridae
Exons: 2
Coding region: 96-1019 (307 amino acids)
Source: RefSeq, a predicted model, not a curated record